CUGGUUGGGCGCGGCGCAGUGGUGACUGAGCUGCGAGCCUGGCGGGCGUGCGCCGAGCCCCGGCCCGGCCUCCGCGUGCCCCCCGGGCUCCGCACCCCUGAUGCUUCGCGGGUGUUGAGCCCGCCCCGGCUGGGACGAUGGUGAAGUAUUUCCUGGGCCAGAGCGUGCUCCGGAGUUCCUGGGACCAAGUGUUCGCUGCCUUUUGGCAGCGGUACCCGAAUCCCUAUAGCAAACAUGUCUUGACGGAAGACAUAGUGCACCGGGAGGUGACCCCUGACCAGAAGCUCCUGUCCCGGCGACUCCUGACCAAGACCAACAGGAUGCCCCGCUGGGCAGAGCGACUGUUUCCUGCCAAUGUUGCUCACUCGGUGUACAUCCUGGAGGAUUCUAUUGUGGACCCACAGAACCAGACCAUGACCACCUUCACCUGGAACAUCAACCACGCACGGCUGAUGGUGGUGGAGGAACGAUGUGUUUACUGUGUGAACUCUGAUAACAGUGGCUGGACCGAAAUCCGCCGGGAAGCCUGGGUCUCCUCUGGCUUAUUUGGCGUCUCCAGAGCUGUCCAGGAAUUUGGUCUUGCCCGGUUCAAAAGCAACGUGACCAAGACUAUGAAAGGUUUUGAAUACAUCUUGGCCAAGCUGCAAGGUGAGGCUCCUUCCAAAUCUCUUGUUGAGACAGCCAAGGAAGCCAAGGAGAAGGCAAAGGAGACAGCACUGGCAGCUACAGAGAAGGCCAAGGACCUUGCCAGCAAGGCAGCCACCAAGAAGCAGCAGCAGCAACAGCAAUUCGUGUAGGCAGCCCAGGCCCUGGGGCGGCGGCCCAUCAGACUACCAGGCUCAGGUCCCUCUGCUCUCUCCCCUCGUACUUGAUGAUUAAAAGGCAACUUCCAGCUCUCUCUACUGUCUGGGUGGUGGGCUGGGGAUGGGGUAUCCUGUUAGGCAUCUACAGUGCACCAGGCACAUUAUCCAUAUCUGAGCCGGGCCUGCUCAUUCUCACGUUGGGCAGCUGAGGACAGAGGCACAGAGAGGUGCAGUGACCUGCUCAGGGUCACAGACAGCAUGUGGGUUACGUGGUCAUAAAUGCUAGACUGUACGCUCCACGAGAGCAAGACCUGUGUUUUGUUCUCUGCUGUGUCUAGGUACUGGAACAAGAUCUAGCACAUAACAGGCACUGAAUAAAUAUCUGUUGAGUUCAGUUAGCCCA
This is a messenger RNA of Diceros bicornis minor, 1206 nucleotides long. It is a transcript of the gene PRELID1, whose product is annotated as PRELI domain containing 1. The transcript has 5 exons. Gene Ontology annotation, molecular function: phosphatidic acid transfer activity. NCBI's taxonomy places the organism in Eukaryota, Metazoa, Chordata, Mammalia, Perissodactyla, Rhinocerotidae. The coding region runs from base 138 to 797 and encodes 219 amino acids. The record is from RefSeq and is a predicted model, not a curated record. Gene Ontology annotation, biological process: phospholipid transport. Gene Ontology annotation, cellular component: mitochondrial intermembrane space.